ACUUGAACACAGUGAGAGUAAGUACGAAGGCCAUGGCUCGGGCAUUGCUCUACCCAUGCCUGCUCUUCCUAGCCUCGACCGCCACCGCUUCCUUGCACUUACAGUGCCUUGAAAACCCACCAGACCUGACUGCAGGCGGCAAUGAGGUAGGCCAGGUCGUCGACAACCUGGCUGGAUUCACGGCCUACGUCGCUGGCUCCAUCCACUCCAACCGGGCCAUCGUCCUGGCCUCUGACAUCUUCGGUUUCGAAGCGCCAUUGCUGAGGCAGAUAGCCGACAAAGUUGGUGGAGCUGGAUACUACAUUGUGGUGCCUGAUUUCUUCAAUGGGCAACCUUACACAGGAGACCCAAGUAUAAACAUCACCCAAUGGAUUGAUGAUCAUUCUCCGGUAAAAGCAGCUCAAGAUGCUAAACCAAUAUUUGCAACUUUGAAAAAGAAGCAAAAAUCUAUUAUUGGAGUUGGAGGAUAUUGCUGGGGCGGAAAGUUCGCAGUUGAGAUAGCAAAAAUGAACGAGGUAGAAGCAAUUGUCAUCUCCCAUCCUUCAUCAGUCGUUGUUGAUGAUAUGAGAGAGGUCAAAUGCCCUAUAGAGAUCCUUGGAGCUCAGAACGACACAACUACACCACAAAAAUUUAUAUAUCAGUUUGUGCAUGCCCUGCGUAAAAGAAGUGAUAAGAUUCCAUACUAUGGCAAGAUCUUUCCAGGAGUAGCGCAUGGCUUUGCUUGCAGAUACAAUUCCACCGAUCCUUCGGCAGUUAAAACCGCUGAAGAAGCUUUUGCCUUAAUGCUCGACUGGUUCGGCAAAUACCUCAAAUGAAACAGACGAAAAAGCUAAUCAUGCAAGUCUGGUACUCAUCCAAAUAAAAUUUCUUAGCCGUGCAAAGUGUAACCUUCGUUAGUCUGUAACUCUGUACAUUGCAUGUUUGUAUUGUGAAUCUAUGUGGAACUUUAUGAAAUGCAUUUUCAUGUAAUUAUUUUAUAAAGAGCUACAGUUUGGGAUAA
Molecule: messenger RNA, 1000 nt
Organism: Brachypodium distachyon (stiff brome)
Lineage: Eukaryota; Viridiplantae; Streptophyta; Magnoliopsida; Poales; Poaceae
Product: endo-1,3;1,4-beta-D-glucanase
Exons: 7
Coding region: 33-815 (260 amino acids)
Molecular function (GO): hydrolase activity
Source: RefSeq, a predicted model, not a curated record